Hydractinia symbiolongicarpus is the source of this 3366-nucleotide messenger RNA. RefSeq names its product proline-rich protein PRCC-like. The transcript has 8 exons. Gene Ontology annotation, cellular component: nucleus. Lineage: Eukaryota; Metazoa; Cnidaria; Hydrozoa; Anthoathecata; Hydractiniidae. The record is from RefSeq and is a predicted model, not a curated record. Bases 1329 to 3269 code for a protein of 646 amino acids.
ACGGAAAUUUGUCACGGAUUGUCAAGAUAAUCAAGAUGGCGACGCUGCUGUGUUGUAUUUGUUUGCCCAAAGAAAAUAUUUUCAGUUUCUUUGGUAGAGAUUUUGUUUGUUCCUAUGAUUUUUUGAUUUUUUUUUUGAGUCUUUCGUUUUCAUCUCACUGCCGAAUUAAGAUAUAUAGCUACUGUAAUAAAUUUUGGUCUCAAAUAUCAGAUUCACUUGGUUGAUAUUUAUAUUGCUGAAGAGAAAAGGUAUAUAUCCAUUCAUGACAUUUGUGCUGCUGUCGAGCAAUAAUUCCUAGCAAUCCUCCUAGACCAUAACUUGAAGAGCCUGCCCAGCUUACAGUAGCCUCAAUGAAACAGAUUUUGCUUAGCCAUUUUAAAUAAAAAGAUUGCAACCUCUUUUCACAGAUCUUAGUAGCACUGUUCUGCCCAAUCUUGGAACGUGCACCGUCUUAAGACUGGCUAGGCACAAGCUCACACGCACGAGCUCUGUUUUUUGCAAGUCCCAACAAACAUUCUCAGGCACAUUAAAACAUAUUUUGGGUACUGUUAAAUUGACCCGGUCAGUUUUUGGAUACAGUAGAGUGAAAAUCCUAGCUAGCUAGGUAGCUGGUAGAGCACAUGUUAUACAUUUAGCAUUUAUAUACAGCUUGUAGAGUAGUGGCUAAAUUUUAAAAUAUUCCAUGAAUGGAUUUACUUAAGUUGACAUUGACAUAAGUUGAGUAUAUAUGUAUAGAGAAUGGAUUUAUAAAAGGGUUAGUAAAUUCUCCCUAUGGAUUUAUAUAGGCUUCCAAUUAAUUGAUAUCCUCCAUCAGGACUUUGUUUAUGUUCUUUAUAAAAUAUAUGCGCAUGCGCCGUAGCAGAAAAUAGGUAUUACCUGUUAAUUAACAAUAAUGACUUACUUUGAUUGUCUCACUUGAUUACUCUGUAGUAUCACAAACACAACCAGCGGGAACGCAACGACACAACUUGAUCUGUAACAUAACAACACAACUGGAUAUCAACACAACUGCACAACCACUUGAGGCCCCACCAAGGACAUUCAUCAUUGUUUAUAGUCUAUAUUAUAGAGACAACAUAUUAAUAUCAACAUUACCUUCUGUUUUUAACCCAAACCUUUGACAAACUGAAACCAGGUCUUGGUGUUCCAUCUUCGACAAUAUGGUAGUAUACCACUCUUGAGAUCUUUCAACAACAAAGGUUUCAUCCAUUCUAACUUGUCCAACUGCAACAGAUGUGUUUUUUUUCAAUCAGCAACAUUUAAACUUUUGUCUUCUGACUCAGUAGUAGCCCACACUGGCCACCAAGUUUUAUUUCUAUGAAUUAAGAAUGUCAUUGGUGGCAGCAUAUAGCGACAGUGAAAACGAGAGUGAAGGUGAAGAGAUUGAAGUAACAGUGGCUCCCAGCAUAGUACAAAACAAAGACAAUGAGAAUGGCAAUAUGCUUGAUAUUGAAGAUGAGGAUCAAUGGCAGAGUGUGCAACCCAGUAGCACUAGAACCAAAGAUUCAUCUGCUGCUACGAAAAGUUCUUUGUUUUCAUUGUUACCACAACCAAAAGACAGCCCAGUUAAUAUAAUUGAAGAAAAAGAAGAUGAGUUCAUGUCAAGGAAACCAUUAUCUGAUACAGUAAUAUCAACGCCCGCUUCUAGUAGUAAUUCAAUUCAAAGAAAAAUUUUAAAUCUUCCAAAACCAGUUAAGGGCACCAAGAAGCAACCUGUUAAGAUAUCGAUUCCAACAUUACGAAAGGUUGAUGAUGAUUCAGAUUCAGAUGAGGAGGAAUCUAAGAAAACAAUCAUUACAAACAUGUCGAAAUCAACCUUGUUUUCAAUGUUACCCAAACCUCGACACAGCGUCACAGUUGGACAAAAUAAAAAUCGUGUUUUUCAAAAGGAAACCAAUCGAAUGCUGAUGCCUCACAGUUUAACGAAGAAAAAAGAAGUGAACACAGAUAAAGUAGUUGAUAGUUUUAAUCCAGUAAAAUCAGAUGAACAGAGUGACGAUGAUGAAGAUGACGUGUCAAGUGAUAACUUUUUCUCUCUCGAUGUUCUCUCUGAAACGAUAAAUAAUGAAAAUGGAAGUAAGGAGGUCAGUGUUCCAUCGUCUACUGCAAAGACAGUUACUGUUGAAAAUUCAGGUAACCUGGUAGGUGAAAACUCAACUAAUAGUCAGGUAAUAUCUCCGGAUAAUAAACAAAUAACUUCUCCGGAUAAUAAACAAACAACUUCUACAGAUGAUAAACAAAAGACUUCCAAUUCCACAUCUACUGCAACUAAGAAUAAUGCAUUCUUUGCGAACUUAUUCAAAAAAACAGAAGUCACUUCAACAACGUCUGCAAAGAAUUCACCAGACUUGAAACAAUCUGUUAUAAAUGUUUCCAUAGAAAGUAAUAACAAAAGCAAUGAAAUUAUACAGAGUGAUAUUAAAAAGACAAUUGGUAGUAGCACGAGUAAUAGCGUAACUGCACCCUAUGGUACCGUAACUGAACCUUAUAGCAGUGUUACUGAGCCCUAUGGUAGUGAAACUACAUCUAACAAUAGUGCAACAGAACCUUAUAACAGUGUUACUGAGACCUACAGUAAUGUCACUAAACCUUAUAGUAGUGUACCUACACCAUUUGGUGGUGUAUCUGCACCAUAUGGUGGUGUGACUUCUCCAUAUAGUAGUGUAACAGAGCCAUAUGGUCAAGUUACAGAAAUAUAUAAUAAUGCUGCAGCGCAAUAUGGAAGUGUUAUUGCACCUUAUGGAGAGACUUCGUUAUCAUAUGCGUCUCACAGUAAUUCUUCAGAAUCACAUGGUUAUCCAACAUCUGGAAGUCUGUUUCAAUAUGCAUAUCAAACUAAAGCAGAAGAAGAGGAUGCUUCACAACCGGAAACUUCAUCUGAAAUUGAUUACUACCAUCAACCGAACCAAGAUUUACCUGUGGAGGCUUUGAAGGCGUUGCAAGGAAGUAAAAGACGUCAUGAGGAAGUAAAUAUUAUUGAUGUUCAUGCUGAUCAAAUCCACGGUGGAAGUGAUGAGUACCUACGUAACCUUACCAAAGAAAACGUAUACGCGUCAAAAAAAGCCAAAAGGUGCCCUUCCAAGAUCACAAGAAAAAAGAAAGCAUCAAAUUACUUACUUGGCGUUUCAGGCGAAAGAACGAGAAAUGCAGCUGCGUCAAUCCUGGGCAGAAAGUCGGGCAACGAAACAACAAACACAAUCCCGUUACGGUUUUUAGCUGAUUGGAAUAUUAUAAUAUUCAUGCGUCGUACACCUAUCUUGACUUUUUAAUUAUAUAUGUGUACAUAGAUAAUAAUGUAAAGUUAUUUGUCAUCCAGUAACUGAGGCAAUGAAAAUAAAACCACUAAAUUUUUAUUGCACUGUGGCA